ACAAGGAGAGACGUAGAGAGACGGAGGGGAAAUCAGCAGAUGAGGGUCAACGGGGCUUUCCACUGUGUAGGAUCAGAAAAGACAUCAGAAUCGAGUGAGAAAGAGUGAGAAGAGGGAAGAAGUCUGUCAUAAACAGAUCAAACUGAGAGCGAUCGCAGAGGAGAGCGUGACACAAGUGUCAGGGAAGGUCGUGCCCUCCGGGCUGGGUUCAAGCUGUCAUUUGGAGGUUCUGCUCAGUGAAAGGAAACCUAAAAGCUUAUUUCACUCAAGUGAAGGACCGUAAUCGAAGGCUCUACAAAAUGACAAAUACGCUUUGCUCAAAGGAUCAGCUCUGUCCUGCAGGGAAGUACAUGGAAGCUGAAUGUAAGGGCACACAGAGGACGGUGUGUGGCGAUUGUACAGAGGGGUCCUUCACAGCCACUCAAAACGCCCUGAAAGAAUGCAGACCCUGCACAAAGUGCAUUACCAUUUCAAAUAGGAAACAACUAAGGGAGUGUACAUCCAAAGAAGACACAGUUUGUGAGUGUGUGUCAGGGUACUACUGCAGUGACGAUGCCUGCAGCCACUGCCAGAAACUGACAACAUGUCCUUUGGGUCAGGGAGUUAAAAUCCCAGCCAGUCGCACAAGUGAUGCAGUCUGUGCUCUGUGUGAAGUUGGGACCUACAGCAACGUCACAGAUUACCGUUCUCCCUGUGUGCCACACACCAGGUGUGAGGACAUCGGAAAAGAGCCGAAAACUCGAGGAAAUUCAACAACCGAUGCCGUCUGCGGGAACUUCAGAAGCGAUUGUUCCUGGGUUCUUCCAGCAGGCUUGUGGGCUGGACUGGUGUUGACCAUUAUCAUUGUGGCUGCUUUCAUCUUCUGGAGAACAAAACGCAGAUCACACAGAACAGCCUGCCCCGUUGAUCCCGUCAGGGUGCCUCUUCCUCCAGCUGUCACUCCGCCAAAGCCGAUUUCUCACUGCCAAGAGACCUGCAUCAAGGACAGCUACACACUAUCACUUUUUAACACAGACGGUCCAACGAUCAUCUGCAGCACUGAAGACAGCAGCUGUCCCAUAACGCCCCUGAAAGCAUCCGUUUCUUUUGUUGAGUCCCCCAGCGGCGACGGCAGCAUCAAAUGCAGCACCGGUAACUUCUGCAGGUUGAUUUCACAGCCACAGGAGGACGAGUGGUGUGGGGCUUUUUAACGCAGAGAUUCUGCAAAUAUUGUUCAGAACUGAUCAACUGCAUCAACCCCCCUAAAAAACAAAGAUGCUAAACUCAGGGGAGUUUAGGAUGGCUGGGUGUUUGCUGCCACCUGCAGGCGGUUGGGUAAAAACCACACGGGUGAGGCUAUUCACCUCACUGAAAGCUUUUUUUUAGUUAAAUUAUAAAAAACACUGCUCUUAUGAGUCAUGGGUUUCCUCCGUUAUUACCUCCAGGCAGUCACAUGAUCUGGUUAUUUAUAAGCUGAAAAUGCCUCACCAAUCCUUCAUAUGUAAGACGACGUCAGCAUCAGAAGGGAUUCAAAAUCAUAAAUGGCAGAGAGUCUAAAUAAGAUUAGGAUUUAUUAGAAUAAAAGCAGCUUUAUGCUGUAAACCAUUCCACCUCUUUUCCAAGUAAGACCAAAAAAAGUUACGUGAAAACUGUAAAUAGAGAUUUUUAAUGAUAUGCAUGUAUUAUAUAUGACUUAUAUUGACUUAUAUAAAUGUCAAAUGAUGAACUUGUUGUCAGUUAAUAGUUUUUUUAUAUUCACUUGUGUAUUUCAUAUAUCAGCAUCAACUUGCUGCUUACCUCCUUAAUUGUUUAAAGGGGACAUAUUGUGCAAAUCUCACCUUUUGUACUGCCAUGUGGGUCUCCACUGCCUCUAUAAACACUCCAAACAUGAAAAAAAUUAUUUCUAUCCAUUUUCUGUCUGUAUGGAUUUAGGAAGUACGUGCCUAAAACAUGCCGUUUCAAAAAGUCCAAUUUGUGAUGUCACAAACGGGGAAAUUGCCAUAGAACCACCUCUCAAGUGCAAGAGAGAGCUAAAGCUGUAGGAACAGCAGCUCUACUCCGAGCCCCUCCCAGAAAUCUGAGCUUCUCAGUUUAUUGACCCUUUGCACCUACGUCACUUGAUCACGUGGGUCCACCAUAUCAAACUGCAACGGUGAAUUAUGGGAGUAUUACAUGGUGGGCGAACAUGGCGGCCAAGCCUGGCUUCUAUUAGUUCAAGCGCUGUUCACUUAUAGAAUUUUCACACUUAGGUGGGACUCACAGAGAGCUGUGUGUCAGCUAGCUUACAAAUGUUAGCUUUCACCCUCUCUGCUGCUGUUAACCAGAGAGGUUUGUGACUUUUCCAGAAUUCACCCUGCUAGACUUAAAACAUUACGUGAUAAACAGAGUUUCACUUUGCACUUGUGCUGAUUAAAAAACUAAAAAACUAAAGAAAGUCUGGAUCCAUACCAGUUUUUGCCACUAGCCGGGUCACCAGGCUCAGCUGCUACUCUCACACAGGGGCGAGGCAAGACGUCUCAUAAUGGCUAGCUCAUCGUGCUAAAUAAAUAACGUAAUUUUAACACACAUAAUCCUGAUUGACUGUAGUGGUUCAUUCCAGUUUUCUGUCUCCAUCAAAUUUAUUAAAGAUAAGACAAGUUGAGUUUACACCCUUGUCUCUUAGUGCAGCCAGCCACGCAGCAAUUACCCGAAAACUGUGAAAUCAGCUAAAUAAAAGCAAUUUAAGGCUCAAACUAGCUUGUUUUCACUAGCUUCACAAGGGAUGCAACAUGUGUAAACAUGUCAUGUGCAAAGGGUCAAUAGCAGGCUGAGUGGGGAGUGGGUGGGCGUGGCCAACUCCAGCUUAUUUUGAUAGAGCACUGUAAUGGCUCAUUCUGGAAGGUACUGAAAAUUUCAAGAAUAAAAUAGCUGAAAUGGUUUCAUGUGAGAGGGAAUCAGUGCAAAGGACUUCAUAAAUGUGUUCAGUAUCGACCACAGGACUAUUAUAACUUAAGAAAAAUGUCAUAAUAUGCUGCCUUUAAGAAACUGGAAAACAUUUCUGUAGUAAAACAAAAUGAUGACUGAUGAGUUACUCAGGCUUGUGAGUGAUUCCCACUAGAAAGCAAACAUGAUAAAUGACAUUUUACUCAUAUUUAUGGACUCAAGAGACCUAAUCAGAUGAAGAAGAGAUGCUGUUUUUUAUUUCUACUUUGUUCAGAAUAUCUCAACAUUUGUUAUGUUUAUGCUGUUUCUUUUAUAAAGAGAUUAAAGUACCAGGUAUUUAUCUUCCGAUGUGUCAGGUUUGACUCAUAUUUUUAUCUCAGCCAGUUGUGAAUA
This is a messenger RNA of Nothobranchius furzeri (turquoise killifish), 3294 nucleotides long. Its product is annotated as tumor necrosis factor receptor superfamily member 5. Lineage: Eukaryota; Metazoa; Chordata; Actinopteri; Cyprinodontiformes; Nothobranchiidae. Gene Ontology annotation, molecular function: antigen binding; CD154 receptor binding. Gene Ontology annotation, biological process: defense response to virus; TRIF-dependent toll-like receptor signaling pathway; response to type II interferon. Gene Ontology annotation, cellular component: CD40 receptor complex; external side of plasma membrane. The record is from RefSeq and is a predicted model, not a curated record.